Molecule: messenger RNA, 726 nt
Organism: Striga asiatica
Lineage: Eukaryota; Viridiplantae; Streptophyta; Magnoliopsida; Lamiales; Orobanchaceae
Source: the annotation of a GenBank genome assembly
AUGGCGAGUAGGACAGAAGCACUUGAACGUCAAAAGGAGGAGAUCGACCAGUUCACCGUCCAGCUGCAGUUGAAAGGAGAUGAGGUCGUCAGACUUUCCAAUCAGAUGCAUGCCAAGGAGCUUAAAUUUGUCCGGGAAGCCUGGAAUCCUAAAUAUGAGGGAUCCCAAAAAAUAGAGAAGGGCGGGCAGGACCGCUGCUCUGGUUCUCGUUUAAGACCCGAUCUCUGGAACACCUUUUCAAUUCAACACCCAAUAGGAGGAAAGAUCACAGCUGGGUCCGGCAGUGGACGAAGCGGAAGCGAGAAGACUUAUAGAAGCCAGUACCAAUACGGUUGUGCUCAAGAAAGAGCGAUUGGUGCCUCCCAACUGAUGGUUCUUUCUGCGCCUCUUUCGCGGGGUGAGCAAAAAGCAUUGACUUUGAUCAUAUUAGAGACCAUGGAAAAGAAAAUGCGAUAUAGGCGUCUCUAUCGGCCUUGUCCGCCAGGUCCUCUUCAAACAGUGGAUGCAGCUAAAAGCAAAAGGCAUCAGCCAAUUAUGAAAUGCAGUGGUUCGAAUCCACUUCUAAGCGGCCGAAGGUUUAGACACGUAGACGGUUAUACGAGGCUUGAUGUAAUUGACCUAGCUAUCUAUCCUCUUCCUUCCCUUCCCGUGGGGCUUUCCUCCGGUGGCCUUACUUUGCUUUCAGCGAGAAGAGAACUCAGGGAGCGAGACCCUAAAAAAAGUUAA